CGGCGUUCAAAGGGGUUCCCUCGCCGCAGGCUGCCAGGACAGGGUGUGGUGGAUUCAAGAGCAAGACAUUAUUUUUAAAGCAGUCCCAACGCCCAUAGACCGAAUUAAUUCCCCAAGAGUUAGAGCCUCUUUUCUUCCCUCGUUGUUCUCCUGUCGUGUUCUCUCGCCUCUCAAAAUGUUUCUGGCCAAAAAAUUGAUCGGUGGCCUUCUUGAUGUCGUCGGAAAUGUCGAUAUGAACCAGUUUCUCCCCUCGGACCCUCCACCCCCGCGCCGCCCCGUCCAGUACGCUGAGCAGCACGAGAGCGAGGAGGAGCGGCAGUUCAGGAAAGUGUUCCAGCAGCUUGCCGGAGACGUGAGUGACCUCGUGAGCCCAUCGGAGCUGAUGAAUAUUCUCAACAAAAUUGUUUGCAGACACGGUGACCUCAAAACGGACGGGUUCAGCAUGGAGUCCUGCCGAAGCAUGGUGGCAGUUAUGGAUAGCGACAGCACAGGCAAGCUGGGCUUUCAUGAGUUUAAAUACCUGUGGAACAGCAUCAAGAAAUGGCAGGGGGUGUAUAAGCAGUAUGAUGUCGAUCGUUCUGGUACAAUCGGAGCUUCAGAGUUACCGGGUGCCUUCCAAGCUGCAGGGUUCCCUCUGAAUGACCAGCUCUACCAAAUGAUUAUUCGUCGCUAUAGCGAUGAGGAAGGCAACAUGGACUUUGACAACUACAUCGGCUGCCUGGUUCGCCUGGAUGCCAUGUGCCGUGCCUUCCAAACCCUGGACAAAGAUAAGAAUGGAACAAUUAAAGUGGACAUUAAGGAGUGGCUGCAGUUGACUAUGUACUCCUAAAGAUCCCGCUGGGUGCCUGCAUGAAAAAGACCACACCUCUGCUGAGGACGCUCCUGUUCAGCUAACCCUUUCACACGAGGAAUGUGUCCCACUCUCUCUCAGCAUGAUGCCUUCUGCUUGUAGGACUCUCCUCCACCGGGCUAAUUCGUUUGUUGUUGGGAGGGAAUGUAGUUUUGUUCUUUGCCAAAAUUAUUAAUUUGUUUUUUUUUUUUUUUUUUUUUUUAAGGGGUUCUUUUUUGACAGAUAUAGUUUUGCUUGUGAGCAAACUUUUCUUUUUUUGUUUAUUUUUUUGCUUAAGCAGUACAUGCAAAUUCCACCAGGAGGCAGCCUUAAAUUUGAAAGGACACUUGAUUGAAACACCCAGCAUCAUUUGAUGUGAAAGACUUCAUUGGUCAGUAAAACUUUGCAGUCGAGCUUCGCCUUGCAACAUCGUUUUUGUCUGCAAACACAGCAGCGGCUACAUAUUGAAAACAAUAUAUACGUAUGUUUUGUUCUUUAGGGAAACCGACAUUUUAAAAUAUGACAAAGUAUUCUUUUUCUGUCUCCCUGUCUCGUUCAUCACCAAAGGAUGAAGUGCAGAAUGUGUGUACGUCGCUUUUGAAUCUUUGUGAUGUCUUGAUGAAUGGUGAUUCGUUUGUCUGUUACAAUGACUAUUGGAAGUGUAAUACAAUAUGUUUGUCACGCACGCAUGCUUAUAUGUAUCAAAUUACCCAUUGAAAAGACUUCUUUCAGUUUGUAUUGUAUUAUGCAAAAAUUAAAACCCCUUUUACAAUUA
Molecule: messenger RNA, 1604 nt
Organism: Polyodon spathula (Mississippi paddlefish)
Lineage: Eukaryota; Metazoa; Chordata; Actinopteri; Acipenseriformes; Polyodontidae
Product: calpain small subunit 1-like
Exons: 11
Coding region: 176-829 (217 amino acids)
Molecular function (GO): calcium ion binding
Source: RefSeq, a predicted model, not a curated record